CGAGAAGGUUUUAGACCCAAAUGUCGAGUUGACAGAGUCAUCAUCCAUCACCGUCUCUUGUUACUUCUAUAUGAGUCAAAAAGUACACAGAAGUCACUUGCACUAUCCUCUAAGCAGUGGAACUGCAGUUGCCAAUCAAGGCCAAUCAAGUGCUUGCUAACUUCAAGUCCACGACUCAAUGGCCGCCAUUGCUGCCUCUGCAGCGGCCGCCAUCGCAGGCUCGCUCUAUCUUGAUGCCAAAUACCAUUUGCGGCAGGACUGGACCUUCAUCCGAGGCAAGAAGAAGGUGGCGAAGCUCCUUCAAAAAGCAGUCCAGCAGAAGCGCUUGUCACCGUACUACUUCUUCGAGAAACAUGCACUGCAGAAGCCCAACGAGGAAUGCAUCUGGUGGCGUGAGGGAAGCUUCACUUGGGCUGAGGCUUGCUGUCGCGCCCACCAGUUCGCGCAAUUCUUUCUAAGCCAGGGGGUCAAACCCGGAGACCUUGUUGCACUGUUCAUGGAGAACUGCCCCGACUUCGUCUUUGCAUGGCUUGGUCUAUGGGCUAUCGGUGCGGCCCCGGCUCUGAUAAACCACAACUUGACUAAAGCCGCGCUGCUGCACUGUCUGGGCAUCAGCAAGGCGCCACUCGUCUUGGCUGAAGGCAGGCCGGAACUGUUGGCCAGCAUAGAUGAGGUCACGGACGAAUUGGCCACCAAUGGUGUCAGGGUACUGAAGUUGGCCGAAGUCCAGAGUGAUAUCAAUGCGAUGCGGGGCGACCGGCCGAAUGAUGGGUUGAGGGAGGGUGUAACUCUCAGGUCACCAUUUGGGUUGUUCUACACGAGCGGAACCACCGGCCUACCGAAAGCAUGCUCGCUCCCGGCUGUGGCUGCAUUCAACCAUGGUGUCAGCAGAGAAUGCGGGCUCGCGAUCGUACAAAAGGACAAUGAGCGCUACUACGACUGCAUGCCUUUAUAUCAUGGCACAGGGGGUAUAAGUGGACUGACACAGAUAAUGACCGGAACGACACUAUGCCUCGCUCCCAAGUUCAGCGCCUCCCGUUUCUGGGACGACGUGCGGGAUUCUCGGGCGACUUGGUUUGUGUACGUCGGUGAGACUCUCCGCUAUCUUCUGGCCGCGCCACCCUCACCGAGAGACAAGGACCACAAGGUGCAUUCGAUCUACGGGAAUGGUCUGCGGCCUGAUGUUUGGAAGCAAUUCAGGGACCGCUUUGGCAUCGAAACAAUUUACGAGUUCUUCAACAGCACAGAGGGGGUCUUGUCUUUGGAAAAUCGCUGUCGCGGCGACUUCAGGGCUCACUCGGUGGGUCACCAUGGCUUGCUUUUGAGGAACAGGUAUCACCAUGCCUUUGUACCCGUGGCCAUCGACACGGACUCGGACGAGAUCAUAAGGGAUCCCAAGACAGGCUUUGCGGUAAGGGUACCAUACGAAGUGGGCGGUGAGAUUCUUGUGCUCCAGACAAGUCCUGUCGUGGCGCCGUUCGUCGGCUAUCAUGGAAACAAGGAGGCCACAGAGAAGAAGUUGGUCAAGGACGUUUUCAGAAAAGGCGAUGUGUAUUGUCGGACCGGUGAUGCCUUGAGACGAGACUCUGACGGUCGAUGGUUCUUCCUGGACAGACUUGGCGAUACCUUUAGAUGGAAGGGAGAGAACGUUUCUACAGCCGAGGUGUCUGAAGUUCUUGGCCGCUACCCUGGUGUGCUCGAAGCUACCGUUUACGGUGUUUCACUUCCAGGUCAUGAUGGCAAAGCUGGCAUGGCAGCCAUCUAUGUUGACCCCGCAGCCACGCCAUUUGACUACAAUGGCUUGUUGAAACAUGCCCGGGCUCACUUGCCGAAGUACGCCGUGCCGAUUUUCCUGCGCCAGAUCAGCGAGCGUUCCGCUACGCACAAUAACAAACAGAAUAAGGUGCCAUUGAAGAACGAGGGCAUCGAACCAGCCAAGGUGAAGGGCGACCCGCUGCUGUGGAUCAGCUAUAAUGGGAAGAAGUCCACCUAUGUUCCGUUCACCGAGGGCGACUUGGAAGCCCUCCAUGGUGGCCGGGCAAAGUUGUAACCGCACUCCACACAGAGUAUGUACGAGACGGUCAGAUUGUUGCUCAUACACUGCACAUAAGCGUCAUAAAUACGUUAUGUAGGGAUGCUCCAUAGGAUGACUUGAUGGUAGGAUGUACGGAACGUAGGCAAGAGGGUCUGGUCGCGAACAAGAAUUUCUUGCAUCGAGGGGGUAUCUCGACCAAUACAACCGGAUGGGCCUAGGAUCGUGAACAAGUAGAGCCGGAAGACGCAAGCGUCCAUAUCGAUCCUCAGUUGCUUGGGUACAUAUAUAGGAAUCAGCCAUAAAAUACAUCACUG
Pseudomassariella vexata is the source of this 2349-nucleotide messenger RNA. Its product is annotated as AMP-binding enzyme. Bases 179 to 2050 code for a protein of 623 amino acids. The transcript is spliced from 9 exons. NCBI's taxonomy places the organism in Eukaryota, Fungi, Ascomycota, Sordariomycetes, Amphisphaeriales, Pseudomassariaceae. The record is from RefSeq and is a predicted model, not a curated record. Gene Ontology annotation, molecular function: long-chain fatty acid-CoA ligase activity; long-chain fatty acid transmembrane transporter activity.